This is a messenger RNA of Oncorhynchus gorbuscha (pink salmon), 2842 nucleotides long. Its product is annotated as phospholipid phosphatase 3-like. The record is from RefSeq and is a predicted model, not a curated record. Gene Ontology annotation, biological process: canonical Wnt signaling pathway; phospholipid dephosphorylation; phospholipid metabolic process. The coding region runs from base 365 to 1309 and encodes 314 amino acids. The transcript is spliced from 6 exons. Gene Ontology annotation, molecular function: phosphatidate phosphatase activity. Lineage: Eukaryota; Metazoa; Chordata; Actinopteri; Salmoniformes; Salmonidae.
GGACACCGGAGGUGGGAGCGCAACUAAACUUCGGUGCUCCUCAAUGAUUAUUAGAAGUAACUUGGAAAUUGCUCAACAGUCAACAACGAAAGUCACAGGGUGAGUGAGCAGAAUACACGGGAACGAAAUAAAAGCCAAACCCUUGCAGUUAACUUAAAGGCAAUCGUCACAUCUCAAUUGAAUUGAUCUGCACAAUAUAUGGGUAAAUAUUCAGAAUCAUCUCUCAGCUGAUGGUUAACUAACUGUUGAACUCACUCCGCUUCGCUUUCAAGUUCAAUUUACGAUCAUUUAACGCGACUGCAGCUGCAACUUCGUCACUCUUUACUUGUUUAUUUGGAAAAUCAUUUAAGUAAGUAGCCUAUAAAUGCAACGCUGUUUAAUUUAUGAGAAGACAAUGGCACCAGAAACAAGGAACGGAGGAAGUUCUUCCCUGAAUAACAACAACAGUAAAGACAACAGCAGGAAAACCUUCCUGGUCGGUGUGGAUCUCUUCUGCUUGUUUUUAGCCGGCCUGCCUUUCCUGAUCAUAGAAACUAGUGCUGUACAGCCCUACCGCCGAGGCUUUUACUGCAACGAUGAGUCCAUCAAGUACCCGGCCAAACACGGAGACACCAUAAGCGACGCUGUGCUUUCUGCUGCUGGCAUUCUCAUCACCAUCCUUUCUAUCAUCAUUGGUGAGAGCUACAUGAUCUACUACCUGAACGAGGGCUCUAAGUCCUUCGUAGGGAACCCCUACAUCUCCGCCCUCUACAAGCAGGUGGGCGUGUUCAUCUUUGGCUGCGCCGUCAGUCAAUCGUUCACGGACAUCGCCAAGGUAUCGGUGGGCCGCAUGCGACCCCACUUCCUGGACGUGUGUAGGCCCGACUGGUCCGCCAUCAACUGUUCCCUGGGCUACAUCACAGACUACCAGUGUAAUGGACCCGAGAGCAAAGUCCAGGAGGCCAGGAAGUCGUUCUUCUCUGGCCAUGCAUCCUUUUCCAUGUACACCAUGCUGUAUUUGGUGUUCUACCUGCAGUCCAGGUUCACCUGGCGUGGAGCCCGUCUUCUGCGCCCCCUGACACAGUUCACCCUCAUCAUGAUGUCCUUCUACACCGGCCUGUCCCGUGUCUCCGACCACAAGCACCACCCCACCGACGUCCUGGCUGGCUUCGCACAGGGAGCCCUGGUGGCCUACAGCAUAGUGUUUUUUGUAUCUGACCUGUUCAAGCCCAAAGGCAGAAGUUCAGCUCUACCAGUGACCCCAUUAAAGAACCCCAACAACCCCAUGGCAGACAUCAGAGAGAGGAGCAACCACAUCACCAUGGCAUAGUAGAGACCAGUAGAGUACAGCUACCUGUACAGCUACCUUCCGCUGUAGGUUUUAAACAUCCUUUAUUUCACCUACUGGUCUGUACUGGAUGUGUUAAACAACCAGCGAAAGCAGCAAGACUGCCGACCGACAUGUCUGCAAGGCACAGGAAAAGAAGAGGAGAGACACACACACACGCACACAAACAACACACACACGCUGUUUGAACAGCCAGCAACAUCCAUGUUUCUCACCAUCUCAUCUGACAUGUGAAUGUGGAAGAGUUUGUGGAGAGAAUUCAUAUUUUGCUUUAAUUACCCAAGGUCUCUAUAUCAAACCUGGUGCUUUGCAGAUGAACCGUAUCUUUAUCUGCAGACAAGGAAGUUUCACAGUAAGAAUCAUGAAGGAAGGAGAGAAGGAAACGAACAGCUGUGGAACGUGAUAAUGUCCGCUUGGCUUUAGGCACCAUGGAGACUGGCUAAUAAUACCAUCACACACAUACUUUGUGCAUAUGAGAUACAAACUCAUGAACAGGAACAAAUUCCUUGAUUACAGGAAGGAUGUUUUUUCUUUUAUAAAUAACCUUCGUUAUAAGUUCGAGCUAUAGCACUAUAUCCAAACUCAAUAUUUUACUUAAUUGUCACCACUUGAAUGAACUGAAGUGAAGCUUUUCUGUAAUGUUUUGUUUUAAAACCAGCUUGUAGGUCUCCUGAAAUGUAGUUUGUAUAGAAAUAUAUACACUGUAGAUGGAGACUACAGAGAGAGGGAUGUGGGCCUCUUUUUGCUUGUUGGGACGAGCCUCCACUGAGCCCUGUAAUGAAAUGACUAUGUGUGCCAGAUGACUGCUCACAAGUAUUAGGCAUGUGUGUGUAUGUAUGUCAGUGUGCAAGUAUCCGAGUGGCGUGUGUGUGUGUGUGUGUGUGUGUGUGUGUGUGCGUGCGUGCGUGCGUGUGUGCGUGCGUGCGUGCGUGUGUGUGUGCUUCAGGUUAAAGACCGGGAACGUAAGGCUGCUUCAACAGACGUUUAUAUUAAAAACAGGAAAUCUGUGGAAUUAUACUUUCAUAGACUAGCGUUGUGAUCCAUUUUCUAGUGAUUCACGUAAACUGUGCCAACUUCAGAAAAAAGAACCCCUUCCCUGUGUCACUAUAAUAUGCUCUGUCCUACCAUGUCAUUGCAACCAAACAGCAUUAUCUGUUUUAGUUUUGUAAUGUAAAGAACAUUUUUGUAUCAGAGAAUUAUGUACAAUAUCAUUUACCUAUGUUUUCAUGCAAUAUCCACUAUGAAUGUUGACGCGUCGAUACGUGUGUUAUUGUGUAAGUGCUGCUUAAAUAAGCAGGGAUUGACAAAAGUCAUUCAGUGAAAUGACAAUUUGUGUUGUGAGUAUUCAAACUUCUGUGAAAUAGCUUUCAAGAAGACAGCUUUAUAUUAAAAUACCUUUUAAUAUUUUUGUAUUGUCCUUUUUUUUGUAUAUUGUACAAUUAAAAUAUAAACCUUAUGGUGUAAAUGUAUUAUAGAUGAUGUGCUUUGUAAUAAUAAAAACUAAUUAUUUUAAAA